AUGAAUAUUUCGUUCGAGGGAAAGCGGAUUGUAGUGACAGGAGCUGGACAGGGUAUCGGUCGAGAACUUGCCCUGAGAUUGUCUAAAUUCGGUGGAAAAGUGAUUGCCGUAUCGCGCACCCAAAAGCACUUAGACACUCUUGCCCAAGAAGAUCCAAGCAUCGAAAUAAUCCGAGGGGAUGUCGCCGAUUGGAAAACGACGAGGGAUGCGAUGGAAGGUGUGGGGAGAAUAGAUCUGCUCGUUAACAACGCCGCAGUGACAAAGCUGGACGCGUUUCUGGACGUAAGGCCAGAAGACGUUGACACGCUUUUUAAUACGAACUUGAAGUCGGUCGUAAACGUAUCCCAAGUUGCGGUUAAAAGUAUGAUAGCUGGAGGUAAAGGCGGAAGUAUCGUUAACGUAUCCUCUCAAGCGAGCAAAGUCGCGUUGAAGGAUCACGCCGUUUACUGCGCUACCAAGGGAGCCCUGGAUCAGCUAACGAGAGUGAUGGCUUUAGAAUUGGGGCCUCACAACAUCAGAGUAAAUACAAUUAACCCUACCGUCGUAUGGACAAAUAUGGGCCACCAGGCAUGGAACGAUCCAGAAAAGAUUGCGGAAAUGCGAAAGAAAAUUCCACUCGAUCGUUUCGCUGAGAUUGACGAAGUCGUUGACGCGAUAAUCUAUUUACUCAGUGAUCGCAGCUCAAUGAUCAACGGUGUUACGCUGCCGGUUGACGGAGGUUUCCUGGCUACCUGAUCAGGAUGUUUUCUGCACUAACGAUUUGUAGCACUAGAUCAAUACUCAGAUUUCCUGCCUCCGACGAUAUGUACAGUAGAAAACUGAAGCACGAAACACUUGAUAUUC
Diprion similis is the source of this 843-nucleotide messenger RNA. Its product is annotated as L-xylulose reductase-like. The coding region runs from base 1 to 735 and encodes 244 amino acids. The transcript has 4 exons. The record is from RefSeq and is a predicted model, not a curated record. Gene Ontology annotation, biological process: glucose metabolic process; xylulose metabolic process. Lineage: Eukaryota; Metazoa; Arthropoda; Insecta; Hymenoptera; Diprionidae. Gene Ontology annotation, molecular function: carbonyl reductase (NADPH) activity; L-xylulose reductase (NADPH) activity.